Molecule: messenger RNA, 2073 nt
Organism: Pocillopora meandrina
Lineage: Eukaryota; Metazoa; Cnidaria; Anthozoa; Scleractinia; Pocilloporidae
Source: the annotation of a GenBank genome assembly
GGUACCAGACUCCUGCGAACAAGCAUCACGCGCGCGGCCGUCAGAGCUGCCGAAUGGUUAAGGAAUGAACAAGACGAAAAUGGCACUUACGGAUUGGGUCACGUGAGUGCGUUUGCGUUCAACUCUCUGCGUCUUACUGGUCACUCUGUGGAGACUGGUGCUGAGCAUCUGAAUGCGGAGAUCAUUAAAGCUGACAUUGGUUCCCUGACCGGGGGUAGGGUGGCAUUGUAUGUUCUCGGCGCGUUGGCUACGUGCAAGGACCCCAGCAACUUUUAUGAUUUCAAUUUGAUAAAAAGUCUUAAAGACAAACUAACCAAGUUCCCCCAGUUGGGUUUUAAUCACCCUUUUCAGUACAGCCUUGCUGUUAUGGCUCUCUGUAGCAGCAACACACCUCUAGAGAGGAAGACGCUUGGCCAUGUGAACGAAAUCCUGAAGAAAGUAGAAAAUGAAUCUCACACUGCCAGUUACCAUGCCGACACGCUUGCAAUGCAAAUAAUGGCGUUAACCUGUAUCAAGAAUUCCAUAAAAGGGCAGAAAAAGAAGGCACUUGAAAAGAAGAUCCAAAAAGCUGUUAAUUUGGGGUGUAGAAAGUUGCUUAAGGCUCAAAUCAAUGAUAGCACGUUUGGGGAAAACGAAGUCACGGCAGCUCUUGCCUCUCAAGUACGUUACUAAUUCUCUAUCACGCCAAUUGUCUUUUGUUUUGUCACACAAUUCAUAUUCUGUGAUUUGAAGGGGCUAAGUCACGAAAUUCCAAGAAGUUUGAGCGUCGUAGAGAAUUGCCCUUGAGCUGCUUGAGUCUUACUGAAUAUGUAUUUUCUUCAAGCUCUGAAACGCAAAACUGGAAUAAGUCAACAAGGAACCGAGAUGUUAAGGAAUGAGAAGACAAACCUGGAUCGCAAAUGACAAUUGAUUAUUUUUCUCACUACCUAUCAAUUAGCUCCAUAACAUACUGUAUAUGUAGGGUGAAUUUCUACACUGAUCAUAUUUCUUCAUGUCUAGGCUCUUUUAGCCGCCGGAUGGAAGACAAAAAGGUGUUCGACGACUUUACGCUGGCUCGUGUCUCGUCAAAAACCCGAUGGAUCCUUUAUUAACUUGUUGAGCACACUCUAUGUCACACCAGCCUUGAUCGGAGCGCUGCCCCACGAUGUCAAAAACAUAGCGUGUCUCAGAACUACAGACGCAUUAGGUAACUGACAGCUGUGUUUUACAGGAAAAGUUGUGACCUUUUUAUACCCUACAUACCGACCUUUAGCAAAUCCCCUGUGAGUGCCGACGCGUUAGCCAUCUGUCCACCUGCAGUUACACCUGUUCUCCUUCCCAGUGGAAUCUCCCCAGAAGUUUGUUUGCUUUUGUGCGGCAAGAGUGAUAAAACGCACUGGGUUUCUCUUCUCUAAAUUAAAAUGGGUUUUGUUGUGUGAAUAACUCAAGUUUAAGUCUCUAACGCAAUUGAAUUUUUCCCUUUCAGGUCAACAAGAACAACAGGUGAGAUUGGCAAAAAAAUUCAUUUCGUGUUUAUUAGUUUGAGUCGCAGAGAGAGGUAUGACAGGAGGGGUUAUCUUUGUUAUGUCCCCACCAUCACCUUCCCUCUAUCGUGAUAUGGUGACCGCUUAUAACUAAAAUUUAACACCUCUGAAAUUACGGUGACAUAUCAUAACUCACUCUGUUGAAAUUGCAACCAAACAUUUGUAGAAUAUUAAAAACAACUAAGUGUUUUUCCUUUGAUUGACUUAGAAUAUAACCGUCUGCGUUGAGCUGAAGUUCGUCAACACCAACAAAUACACCAAAGGAAAAACAGCUCCAACCACUGAGUGCGUGACAGUAGCAAAUGGCACUAAUGCUUAUGACAUCUUGAAAGAAGCUGCCAAAAAAAAUUCUUGUUACGCAUUCACCACCCAAAAAACCUCCUACGGCAACUCGGUGACGUCUAUCUGUGGUGUCCAACGCAGACCAGUCGAUAAAUUUUACUGGAUGAUCUAUGUGGACGAAAAAUCGGCCACUGUGGGUGUGGAUGAUCUAAGGCCUGGUGACGGAUCCACACUCAGUUUCCGGUAUAAACAACUGCACUGGCGGUAG